This is a messenger RNA of Haliotis rufescens (red abalone), 1832 nucleotides long. RefSeq lists its product as uncharacterized. The record is from RefSeq and is a predicted model, not a curated record. The coding region runs from base 206 to 544 and encodes 112 amino acids. Lineage: Eukaryota; Metazoa; Mollusca; Gastropoda; Lepetellida; Haliotidae. The transcript is spliced from 6 exons.
UUCAACAUAUUUCCCAAAAACUUAUAUAUCACACGCUAGUCACUGUGCGCGAGACAGUCGCAUCAUCUCUAAUGCAGAACCAAACGUCGCUGGUUGCCUAAAGGCAUACACUUUAAAUGUGCAAAGGAACACACUGCUGUUGUCUAAAGGAACACACUGCUGUUGUCUAAAGACGGUGACUCUCUCACUGGAACAAGACGGAAACAUGGAUAGAAAAUAUGUCAUUGCAAUUGCUGUGUGUGUGACUGUUGUAGUCGUCAUCAUCGCCAUCGUCGUUGUCGUCGUGGCUCUGUUAAUCAGACGUCGGAGGAGGGUUGUUCGUAGACGACAGCGACAACCACGACCACAAAGCUCAGUUUCUGCUGAGGACACGCUGCAAGUUAGGGCUGCAUAUAAUUACCGAAUCAGCCGCGAUGACAUCGUGGAAAGAUCAGGAAAAGACGACUUGGAGCUGAAAGGCAUUCAAGGUGAAAAAGAUAAAGCUAUGUGCCCCCCGACGGCGCCAGCUGGUGGAGUCGCUCCCCCGCGUCUCGAUCCCAUAUAACGCCGGGCCAAGCUCACCACAAGCAUCUACUGCACAGCACCUGCACAUUCAACUGUAUCAUGAACUGCAUAGACGUCAGACAUUGUCCCCAGUAUAGCAAGAACUGCACCAAUGACACGUGUGUGUUGACACGUGACAACUGCUUGGACGUGACAGUUCACAUUGUAUGUGUGCAUAUUACAACAGAUCAUGUUUUGAAUAGGUGCGCGUGAUGAUGGAUAAGUGUCGUGAAGUGACAACAGUGUCAGGCGUCAGCGAACUCGUCAUGACCUUUGACAAAUGAACCCGGAUGUGACAGCAUGAAGGCACCCGAAGCUCAGAGACCUUGAACGUGAUAUGAUUUGACGACGACUGGUCCAGAGCACUGGCUUGGGAAAUCCACACGUUGUUUGUGAAUAGCGACAACAAAGUCAGAAGUCAUUAACUCUCUCCAGGAACUUCUCCAAUGGAGUUGGUUACCUGAUGUGCAGCCACCAGGACCUCCAAGACAGCAGAGUUGGAAUUUAUAUGAUUUGACGACAACUUUACAGAUCGGUUAUUCGUCGAGGUUUCUAAGGUACAUAUAUGCACACAUAUGCGGCGGCCAUACAGUUUAAAUCGAUGUGCUAUGUUUAUGUUGAGUUGAAAAUGAUAAUUGAAAGUACAAGGAAAGGCGAUCACACAACAGAGGAUGUUACUGAUGUAUUGAACCUGUGUGGAGUUACAACAAAGAGUAUUGCCGAUGUACUACUGUGUAUGUUCAGCUACCACAAAGGAUGUUAUUGAUGUGCUGUAUAUGUGUCGGGUUGCAACUAAGUUUGUUAUCGAUGUACAGUUUGCGUGUCGAGCGACCACAAAGAAUGUUAUCGAUGUACCGUGUGUGUGCAAAGUUGCAACAAAGAAUGUGAUCGAAGUACUGCACGUGUGUCCAGUUUCGAGAAAGUAUAUUGUCGAUGUACUGUGUGUGUGUCAAGUUUCGAGAAAGGAUGUUAUCGAAGUACUGUUCCUGUUUCAAGUUUUGAGAAAGGAUGUUAUCGAAGUUCUGUACGUGUGUUGAGUUUCUACAAACUAUGUUAUCAAAGUACUGUAUGUGUGUUAAGUUUUCAGAAAGGAUGUUAUCGAAGUGCUGUACAUGUGUCAAGUUUCGAGAAAGGAUGUUGUCGAUGUACUGUAUGAGUGCCGAGUAAAAACAAAGGAUGUUUUCGAAGUACUAUGUGUGUUGAGUUACAACAAAGGAUGUUUUCAAAGUACUGUACGUGUGUCGAGUUUAGCAAAAGGAUGUUGUCGAUGUACUGUAUGUGAGUCGAGU